AUGGCGUCUAUACAGACCCCGUGGACCUUGAUCUUGCUACAGGAGAAGCCUGGACUUCACGAAUACAACCAUGCUCUCUCGAAUGUCGAAAAGUACUACACUCGCUUACAGCGAGCCAUGCAAGAUGGAGCAAUCCAUGAUCAACUUGUUCUCAAACCUGACCAGACACACUCACGUCUUUUGAGAUCCUUCGAUAUCUUACGGGCAAAGCAGCUACCAAGUCCUGUUGCCGAGGAGAUCUUCAAGACCAUGGUCCUCCCGUUUGUUCACGAUAAUAUCUUCUCGCCGUCACAGAUGAUCCAACUCGUUGGAGCCGCACUACCUCUCAUCACCAAACAACACUCUCAAUUUCUAUGUGACAUUACCAACACCCUCCUCUCUUCACACGACCUAUUCGAUCACCUUGUGGCCAACGAAAAAUACACUGUGGUUUUGAAGGAAUGGUUGCUAUCAAAAAGGAACCACCUUCCCAUAGCUCUCUCCAGGCAGGUCGGAGACAGGUUAAUUUCCAUGUGCAAUGCCUGUUCUGCUGAUCACGGAACGGGUGGUAUUGUUGAGAGCUGGGAUAAUGCUCAGAAACUGAUCGAAUCGAUCAACUCGCUGAUUGACACGUCCUACAAACAAGAAUUGAAACGAGUCAAGGUAGAAAAUCUGCCUCCGCUGGAAUCAAUGAAAGUGCUGAAUCGGGAAGACAAGAAGUCGAUUCCAGCAAAGCAAGGCACCAAGAAGGAGUGCGAGAACGAGUUCAAGGUCUCAGAGGAGAUCCUUCAACGGAUGAACCAUUUCAAACUCCCCCCACCAUUGUCCGCCCGAGGCCUCACCCAUUCAGGGGAGCAGCUCCAGAACGAGAUAAUCCCCGCGCUUAUGCGCUCUGCCCUGGAAAGCUUUCCAUGCAGAAUCUGUUUGGAUAGGCUCACUACUGGCGGUCUCGCAGGCACUCUGGCCAGCUCAGCAGACCUGCCCUUGGAUCGAACUACAGCGCCGGGCAGUGCCCAGGACAUUUUCGGAAUACGAGUCGGAGACUUUGGCGGGGUUGAACAAAAGCUCAGAGAUUUGGCAAGCGGCGAAUGGAAAGGGAAAGAUCUAUCUCGACGGGUGGGAUCUAAACAACAGAAAAAAAGAAUGCAAGUUCCUAUCUUGGAAGUGAGCGCUUCCACAACUGUGUCAAUCCUGUGGCAGGUUGAUGUCGGCUUUUACGAUGAACUUCCAUGGGUGCAGCAGCAGAUCGUCAAAGUUUGGCAAAUCGUGACCUUGGAAGAGGAGCUGGAAACUUCCAUUGAGCAAAUAAUUUCGAUUCAAGAAUCCUACACUCCUCAGCUUGCUCGGCUCUGUUUGGAACGGCCAGUUGAACAGUCCGACGGAACCUGGACACCACAACGGUUCCAGAACGUGAAGGAGACUGGGUAUAACCAAAUGAGAUCGAUUUCUUCCUCCAAGACCAGCCCUGCUUUGAUCGAGAUGUCAAACAAGUUUUACAACCUCACUGAGCCAUUUUUGAAGUCAAUAAUGGAUGAGAAUGGUACGGAAGAGUUCCCGUUUGAUCUCUCGCCGGAAGAAUUAGAGAUUGUCAAGCACUUCAGCACUUCGAGUUUGAUUUUAGGACGAAGCGGUACAGGAAAAACCACCUGUCUACUGUUUAAGAUGCUUGCCAAGCACAAAGCAAGGCAGUCAGCCUCAGAUGGGCAGCAAGCUCGACAGCUUCUCUUAACUCGUUCCUCCUAUCUGGCGUCAAAGCUUCAAACAUAUGCCAAAAGUUUGAUCGAUGCUCAAUCUAAGGCACUUUCGGCCGAAGAAGAUGUCGAUUCGGACUUGAAACCGACUUCAUUCUUUGCCCUGAAGAACUGGCAUUUCCCGGUCGUCUGUACAUACGACGAAUUCCUUGAGCUUCUGGAGAAUACCAUCAGAAUGGCUGAUCGAAAGGAUUUCCUACGAGAUAUCAAUCCCAACAAGACAAAGGAUCUGGAACCACAAGCGGGAGACAAGCCACGGGUGAUUGACUUCAGCAUUUUCAAAACGGAAUAUUGGGGCUCUCUAGGUGGAUUGGCUCCACCAUCUUGCUCUCCAGAGCUCCUCUUCGCAGAGAUCAUGGGUGUCAUUAAAGGUUCCAGCGUCACGGCAAAAAGCCUGAAACCGUUGUACCGCGCAGAAUAUGUCAAGAAAAAUGCGAAAGCUUCUCCCGCCUUUACUUCUGAAGCAGAGCGUGAGAAAGUAUUUGGAGCCUUUGAGCGCUAUGAAAAGCAAAAGAAGCUUCGCAAAGAGAUCGACGAGUUGGACCGUGUCAGUGCCUUGCUGAAGUCUUUGAGAAAUCACAAAACUCUAGCGGAGCAGAUUCAGCGCUGCUUCGAGGAAAUCUAUGUUGAUGAGAUCCAAGACUUGCGUUGUCUCGACGUUGUCUUACUUUUGGGCUGCCUCAGUGACGCCCGUGGGAUUCAUCUCGCUGGUGAUACAGCCCAAUGCAUCUCCAAAGAUUCGGUCUUCCGCUUCCCUGAGAUAAAGGCUCUGUUCUACGAAUAUUACGAAGUCAUUUCCAAUGAACUCAAUCAGCCCUCAUUUGCUAAGCCAGUUCAAUUCUCUCUGGCGAAGAAUUAUCGCUCGCAUCAGGGCAUUUUAAGUUUCGCAUCAUGGGUGAUGCAGCUACUUUGGCAAGGAUUCCCGGAAACGAUUGACAAAUUGGACCCAGAGAUUGGCUAUAUUGGAGGGCCGAAGCCAAUAAUCUUUGCGGGAUUUGACUCCUCCAUCCUUUCUGCCAAAAUGAUUGGCCUUGUCAAGCUCAACGACAAGGUCGCCGACUUUGGCGCCGAGCAAGUCAUCCUUGUCCGAGAUGAUGCAUCAAAAGACAAACUGCAAACUCAAAUUGGCGAGAUUGCCCUUGUCUUGACAAUCCUAGAAAGCAAGGGUAUGGAGUUUGAUGAUGUCUUGGUAUAUGACUUCUUCGGCAGCAGUGGACUUGGAAGUAGCUACCGCUGCCUUUACAUGCUUGUUCACGGAGCACGAGCACAGUUUGAUUCGCAGAAGCAUGCGGCUUUGUGUUCUGAACUUAAGUCACUUUAUGUUGCCAUUACACGAGCCAGAAAACAGCUUUGGUUCAUGGAGACACAAGAGAACAGCAUUGACCCCGUUCUUCAAACACUCUCACAGAGCAACAGCCUCGAGCUCGCUGAAGUUGUGAAACAGAAAGACCCUAAUGUUGCGGCAAAGAUCAUGGUUCUGCGGGCCGGGGGCUCAGUGGACCCAGACAGGUGGCUCAAGAGAGCAGCACAUCUUCUCCAUCGGAAGAGCUUUGCGGAGGCAUUGUUUUGCUACAAGAAGGCGAAUGAUCCCCGGGGAAUGACACACUCGCAAGCCUGUUUGUACGAGCAAGAAGGAAGAUCCCACCGAGCAGCUGGUAAUACGGAAGAAUUUACCGCUUGCUAUGAGAAAGCUAUUGUUCUUUUCUUAGAGAUAGGUCUUAUCGCAGAAGCGGCGAUGUGCUACGAGGGCCUUGGGCAGUUUGGCAAAGUUGCAGAAAUUUGGAAGGAUCGUCAACAAUAUCAAAAGGCUGCAUCUUUCUAUGAGAAAGGCAAUAUGUUCACCGACGCUUCGGAGUGUUAUCAUUCUUGUGGUCAAUACGAGGCUGCAAUCGAGGUCUUGCGCCGCGGGGACCAGUUCGAUGAACUGGUCACCUAUGCCAACAGGAACCGCGAGUAUCUCAGCGAACCCACCUUGCUUCGCUACUCGAGAUUAUGCAAUAUCCUGCUAAAGCAGGGACGUGUCUCUACCAGUCUGAGGGCGAUAACCAUCAACAUGCUUGGAUCAGAUGUGUCCAAGAUCGCUUUCUUCAAAGAGUUUGAAAUGUGGGACCAGUUGCGUGCGCUCUACUCAUCAAAGUCCCGAUGGUUUGAAUAUUACGAUCUGUCAGUGGCCGUCGGUGAAAUUCCUGCGGCGAUAAGCACAUUGCUGGUUCACAAAUUGAUGCCAGUGGUCGACAAGCCAGUUGUCGAAAAAUUGUUCAAUUAUUCCAUGGUCGAAGUCUUGUAUGCCCACAGAGACUUAAUUCCGGGCAAACCUGAGAGAGAUGGGCUGCUGAAAUCAGUCAAGUCGACUUAUCUCGAAAAACUUGGAGCUCAGUGGAAAACGCUAUUGCUGUUGAUCGACGAUUUUGACGACGUGGACUUACCUGCUUCAGUUAAAAACCUGGAUAAAGGUCUUUUGAAAGAUAUCUUCUGUCUCUUUGUGAUCGCCUUCGAGCCGUCGGUCUUCAACAAGCAAAAAGUCGAACACCUUCCCAUGGAUAUUGUCAUCCGGGUUGGAAAGCUGCUGCAGGACUUUUAUUCCCGGAGCCAGUACUCUCUCAGUUCCAUGGCUAUGGCUUGUGGCAUCUUUACCAACCCAAAGCAAGAGAACCAGACGAUCUUGCUUCACUGGUCUCCGUUGAGGACUUACACAGCAACGCCUCUUGAUGGGUCUUCAUUCGAUAACUUGCUUGACAUUGCAAAGGAUUUCAUUCAAGACAAAUUGGCUGCAGCACUUACUCAGUUCCAUGAAAAUGCAUACAGUCUCAUGAAGAAGGAAUUUCCGCCCACAUGUUUCCAACAGCUUUACAAAGGAUUUUGUUCAAAGCUUAAGGCAAAUGAAUGCUUCUGGGGUCAUGAGAAGCCUACUGCAGAAUUCGCCAUUUCGAAGUUGAAUUGCCUUCUCACCAUUGCUGAAGUUUUUGCGCGGCUCACGCCUAUUUACUAUCAAAGAGUCAUGGGUGAGGCAUUUAGCAAACCAUUCCUGGGUCGUAGGAGAACUUGGAUCCAACAACUCCAAGAGGAGCUAGUGAUUGUUAGUUCCCUGGAGCAGUCCUCUACUGCAAUUGCAAAUUUGCGUUCCAACUUGCAAAGCAAUCCAGAGUUUGCUGCAACUGCAUAUUGCCUUGAAGAACUAUUGUUCUAUCGCAUGAACAAGGAGUGGAGCUCGAUGAGCAGUCUGAGUUCUUCUCUAGAGAAGGUCCAAGAAGCUCAAAUUCUCGGCCCUCACCCAGCUACGCGCUUUCAGCGAGCACUCGUUUUACAUAUGGAUCGCAACAUGCCACCGCGCCCUAGGCGAUCCGGCGAUCCUUUAAUGUUGCCUUUGACAGCCUUGAAUGCUGCUGAGAGAAUUCGGUCAGCGGUUGCAAGACGCCAUGCUCAAGAUUUUCACAACGGCAUCAGUGCCUUUGUCCAAUGUCUUGAGAGAACACCCAAAUCCUCCCUUGGGUCACUCCAUGCUGUCCUUUCUGUGCUCGAAUUUACAGCUACGUACAUUCUUUGUAUUGCCAAUCCAGGAAGGGGUAUUGUAAUUCCCUGGUCCUGGGCUCUGCAGCAUCUUUCGACAAUUAUGCAAUCUCCCGCUAAAGCCUAUGGGUUCAAGGACAGAGAAAUCCGAGUGCAAACAACCGACUUGAUGAACAUGGUCAUCAGCUUCUGUGGCCUCAUGGAACAGGUCGAAAGUGGGCUCACUAACGGCAUUCUGAGGUUCCAAGGACUGGGCCGCAGUAAUCUUCCAAUCCCUAUUAUCAAACGGCGCUGCACUGAGCUUCUGACGACCGUCAACCUCAACUUAAACCAUUGGCCCAAGCAGCCAGUCGGCUACAAGGAAAUGGAGAAGACAGUCAAUAAGACGCUUCGCUCAUCCCUUAUUCUACCGGGAAUGGCACUGGAGUUUUCCAACAGUGAUAGGUUCCGGCAAAGUUGCAUCCGCGAGUAUGCGGCCUACAACCACAAAGACGAGCUUUGCGUAAUUGCGCUUGAUGAUAGAAAGUCUGCUCCUCUCUUCCUGCGGUCCUUCACGCAGGGCAACGCCAAAUUCGCCCAGCUAAGUGAUAUCUUGCAAAUAUCACACAUUGCCGAGAACCCGCUAUCCAUGGGACUGGAAGAAGACUGGCAAGUCGAUGAAUACACCGGCUACGAGCUCGACAUGAUCACGAAUCUUCAGCGACGUUGGCGGCAGGUGAUGAAGGUCCUCGAGAACAACCGCUGCAGAGCACAAACCCGCGAGGGCAAACUUAUCCAACACUUCCAUGAGGUGUGCAUGAGACGCAUGAGCGUCCUACCCGCGGCUACUUGGCCAACUCGAGAUAAAAUACACAUGCGCAAAGUGAUAUUCACCGACGGUAUGAAGAUCGCCAUGUCUCUCGAGGGUGUGCUGGACAGUUUCCGACAACUGAGGGAGCGGUGGAGACAACAAUUCGACAGUAAUUGGUCCACCACGAAGCUAGAAGAGCUGUCCAUCAUUCGCGGACGCACUCUUCCGAUCGACGGUCAGCUUGAAUACAUUGUUGAGCACUGGUCUCCCAAGGGCAUUGAGGAGGGUAUGAUGACCGUUCCGGCUGGGGAUCUCGGUAGCUCAGCCCGUGAGGCCCAGCGCGCCCUCUGGGCUGUUCAGCGCGAGAUUGAAAUCAUUCGGUCUCAGGUUGAGAUUAUUGCGAAGACUGCUGACCGAUAA
Penicillium crustosum is the source of this 6447-nucleotide messenger RNA. RefSeq lists its product as uncharacterized. The record is from RefSeq and is a predicted model, not a curated record. NCBI's taxonomy places the organism in Eukaryota, Fungi, Ascomycota, Eurotiomycetes, Eurotiales, Aspergillaceae. The transcript is spliced from 25 exons. Bases 1 to 6447 code for a protein of 2148 amino acids. Gene Ontology annotation, molecular function: ATP binding; hydrolase activity; protein binding.